Messenger RNA from Oncorhynchus mykiss (rainbow trout), 2037 nucleotides. The record is from RefSeq and is a predicted model, not a curated record. Lineage: Eukaryota; Metazoa; Chordata; Actinopteri; Salmoniformes; Salmonidae.
CAAGGCUCUGUAUAUUAGCUAUAUAAUGUUUCUCCAAACAGAAAAAGAAGUGCAGAGUUCGCCUCGGGAUUGGGAGCAGCUGCCCAUCGCCGUUCCCAAUCCCACCCAAACUGACACCAUCAGAUGCCAGCAUGGUAACUGCAUCAGUUUGGAAAAAUUGGGAGAAGAACGUAAAGGAUCACCACCAACUUGAUUCUUCCUUUCCCUCUUUUUUCCAUUUGAAACCGUCUACAACAUCUCUGACGCCCCUCGACCCCUUGUCUGGCCGAACACCAAUUGGCACUCCAUCCCCCUCUCCCCCCUCACCCCCCUCACCCCCCGGAUCCCCUGCCAGAUCCCCUUCCACUCUCUCCAAGUUCUUCAGCCUCUCUUCCCUCUCCUCUCUCCACAUGUCAUCUCUCUCUUCCUCUUCCUCUUCUUCUUCUUCUUCAGAGGAAGGAUCACAGACCUCCUCCCAUUUUAGUGCUUCCUGUGUUCUCCUGGCUGUCUCAACUCAGUCAUCCUCCUCUGCCACUCCCCCCAGUCCUGCCUGCCCUUCCUCCCCAACCCACGUCUCCUCCCCUGCCCCCCAGUCCUCCUCUCCAAACCCCCUUGACCACCAUGGAGAGACCAACAAAGACAAUGAGACUGCCAGAGAAAUUAUGAGUUCCGAGGUCAAAGAGGUGGGGGCAGUUGUUCCACAGACAAAGAGAAUGGUACCCCAAUUUGCUGGCAUCACAGAGGCCUCCAUUGACCUGAGGGCUUCCUCUGUCUCCUUGGAGAGGCCAUUGGUUAGGUCUCGGGACACCAUGGCCCGCCUCCGCAACCUGUUCAGUAAGAGUAGCACCCAGCUGGGGGAGCAGAGCUGCACAGGCGAGGGUGAAGACAACACCAAGCUCCUCGGGUUGCCUAAUAUUGGCAACACCUGCUUCAUGAACUCUGCUCUGCAGUGCCUGCUGGGGCUGCCAGCAUUUUGCAGAGACAUCCUGAGACAGCAGGACACCUGGAGUUCCUACCCCUCCUCUAAACUGCUAUGCUGCUUUGCCAAGUUACAUCAGGCCAGGCUUUCUGGAGGCACUGUUAAUGCUAAGAAAAAGGAAAAGAAGAAAAUCCUUCAAACAGUCAAGCGCUGUCUUUCCGUUGUCAAUGAGGACUAUGAGGAAGACUAUGAACAGGAUGCCCAUGAAUGUGUGGUGCUCCUCCUCUUUCAGCUGAAGGAGGAGGGUAUGGCAUUAAAGGGCUCACCAGAGCCAUACACCUGCCCCGUGAAGCAGUUAGAAUUCAAGCUGAAGACUUCCCGUACCUGCACCAGCCAUCUGCGUUAGAGUGUGCAUGCAGGGUGUGCUCAGGCAGCAUGGCAUCUGUGACUAGCCACUUCCUCACGAUGCCCCGGGUCCUAAUGCUUCAUAUUAAGCGGUUUACUGCAGGCAACUGGGAGCCAGAGAAGGUGGACGAUCCCAUGUCCAUCCCUGCAGAACUGACCCUCCCAGCCCUAUGUGGGGAGACAGCCCCUGUCCAGCAUGGAGCCAGGGCAAGCUCCCUGGGGAAAAACAACAUGGACAACACAUCUGCAAACUCCCCGAAAGGCACCCUUGAUAAACCAGAGACACCAGCCAGACAAUAUCUACAAAUUGUCAAGUGUGAUCUCACAUCUGGGAGACAACAUGUAUACAGGCCACUACAUCAGUGAUGUUUUGGACAGCCGUGGCAGUGGGUGGCUCUGCCUGGAUGAUGCACGUGUCUUGAGGACAGAUGAGGCCACUGUGCUGAGGGCGAGGGCACAGACUGCCUACAUCCUGUUCUAUGUCUGCAGUGGAGCAGGGGAAGGAGACCAGGCCCCUCAGGACCAGGAGAACCCAUCAUAAAACUCAGGGAGAUGCACAGAGCCCAGGGACCACCUGGAGUAACACCUACCACAAUACCAAGAAACAUCAGAUUCAUCAAAUUAGGCUGCCCUACACCACCAUCAAGCUGCCCUAGACCACCAUCAAGCUGCCAUAGAUCACCAUCAGGCUGCCCUACACCACCAUCAAGCUGCCCUACACCACCAUCAAGCUG